Paramecium tetraurelia is the source of this 804-nucleotide messenger RNA. RefSeq lists its product as uncharacterized. The transcript has 3 exons. The record is from RefSeq and is a predicted model, not a curated record. Lineage: Eukaryota; Ciliophora; Oligohymenophorea; Peniculida; Parameciidae.
AUGAAUCCAGAUAUAAUUUGCAAUUUAUACUCUUAAGCCUAAUAUUAUUAGUAAUACUACUACUUCCCACAACAAUAAUUCCUUUAAUAUAUGAUGCUCUAGAAUUAGACCCCUACACUGCCUAUACUCUAAUAUAAAUACGAUACUCCGACUCUCUUAAAUAGUGGAAUUACUCAGCAGUCGAUUGAAUCAGUUAAUACCACUAAAACUGUCCAAAAUAAUCAUACAACUGAAGUUAACUCUGGACAAUAAGAAAAGUGUCCAUCGAUUGAAGAUGACUCUCAAUCAAGAGUAAAUGGUACGUAUAAUUCUUAUGCUUAGGACAUUGGACAAAAUAAGAACAUUUAUAAUAUCUAGAAUUCGUUAAGAGUCACGAGUCUAUCCUUAAGUCCAAAUAUGAUAAGAAUCAAUUCAUCCCAACAAGAACAGCCACUCAAUGCAGAUCUCAUCAUUAGAAAUUCAAUCCUUUUUCAAAAAGUAAAAAGAAAAGUAGAUUUACGAAUAAAAUCCCAACCGUUAUCCAAUCCUGAAAUUGUCUUCUUUGAUUCUAUUUAUGUUAUUUUACAAAUUUGUAUUUGGAAUAAAUUUCUCAAGCUGUUGUAUCCUGUAUUAAUAUUUAAAUAUAAGUGCAAAUACAUAAAUCAAAAAUAAUUUGUGAUAUAUUUUUAAUUUGAUUUUAGGUUUAUAAUGACUUAUUAUUUGUGCAUAUUAAGGCAGUUAAAGCCUAAUAUAUUUGUUUGUAUGUUCCUAGUCCCAUGUGAACUAGCUAAUUUCAUCAUAAAGCUACUGAAUCCCUCAUAAUGA